UGUACAAAGUAAAUAAUUAAAAACAAAAUAGAAAUGUGAAAACGACAGCAAAAAAUAUUGAAAGCUGACAAUACGGAAAAUACUCGUAUUUUGUAUGUGCUAAACGGGCGCGGCAGCGAAGAAGCAGCAUUUACGCAGCGCGAUUGCGAUUUGUUAGAGAAUAUGUGGAGCGCUUGCAUAUACCAACGAACUGGAGCGCGUUAAGUGGAUUUGAAUAGCGCUGCUAAUAAGACAUAAAAACUAAUUAAGGACAACAGCUCUGCAACGCACACUUGCCCACUAAGUUAGCGCAGAAAGAAGCGUAUCUGAAGAACGGUCACUACGUGCACAGCCAAUUUUUGCACAGCCUCGGUUCCUUAAUUUUAGAUUACAAAUAUUUUUAAAUGAAAUUUUCAAACUUCGAAGUAACGAGGGAUUUUAAAACACUUUAUGUUGCCAAUGUCGAAUAACGACAUAAAUAACGCCAGUAACGGCCGAAACAGUGCCAAUUCAACGUCAAUUAGUCAUAAAAAGGAUAUUAAAGCCACAAAGCCACCAUUGCCAGAAAAGCCAGCAGCGUCAUUGAUUGCUUCAAAAUGCAACAACAACGAUAGUAGGAAUAAGAUCAUAUCAGCACACCGGCGUGAUAACUCCAAUAGUAGUGUGAAACCUCACCCGGAUAAAGGUGAAAAUCGAAGCACACAAUACAUAAAAACACAGACUUACUUUAAGCAAAUACGUGAAGGUGCGUCAGCUGAACAGUGUCGGCCAGAUGAUGUAGAGCUGCAUACUGUGGUGUACAGCGAUGGCCACUUAACAUCGGGCACGCUUGAAGCACUUAUUGAACACAUGGUGCCUACGAGUGAAUACUAUCCUGAACGUACAUAUAUAUUUUCCUUUUUAUUAAGUGCAAGAUUAUUUAUACGACCACAUGAAUUACUCUCUCGAAUAUCACAAACUUGGGAUCAGCAGCAACAGAAAAUCAGCAAUGAUGUAGUGGAUGAAGCAAACUUUAGUCAUUUGAUGAUGGCUGCAUCGGUCUCACCGCUAAUGCAGCGUAAAGCAUCGGUGAAUGAAGUAAUUGCAGCUACGACUAUAACUGAGGCAGCUCAAAAAGCCCAACGUACCGGUACACAAAAAUCUGCUCAACAUUGCAUACGAUUAUUAUCCGAAUGGAUUGAAACGUUUCCAUAUGAUUUUCGGGAUGAGCGACUUAUGCAGCAAGUGCGCAUACUAGCACGCAAAUGUGUUUACAUAGAUAAUGCGUUGGGUAAACAAGUCUCGCGUAUUCUGCAGUUGCUAGUUCAACGUUUAACAGCCUUGGAGAAGUAUGAAGAAUUCCUACAGUCGCUGGUUGCUACCGAUCUCAAUGCUAGUCAACAUUAUAGCACAUCAGCAGCGGCCGCUUAUGCAGCAACUAAUGCCACAAAUAAUUCAUUGGGAAAGAGCACUGCUGCAGGAGCAAAUAACGCUGAUAAUCAUAAAACGAUGCAGCCGUCAAUGAGUGUAGCAACAAAUUCGAAUACUGCAAUUCCAAUUGAUGGUCAAACUCACGAAGUAUAUGGUCUCAUGGAUCUAUGUCCCAGUUGUGCGCAACUGGCACAUCAGUUGACUGCAAUUGAAUUGGAGCGACUUUCGCAUAUUGGUCCUGAGGAAUUUGUACAGGCUUUUGCAAAGGAAUAUCAACACACAAUUGAAAACAAACCAGGCGCAGGCUCGAAUGCCAUGAGCACUUCCUUAAACGAUAUGAAAAAAACAAGAAAUCUCGAAUCAUAUGUGGAGUGGUUUAACCGCUUAAGUUACCUUACAGCAUCGGAAAUAGUCAAGUAUCCGAAAAAGAAGCAACGUGUACGGGUUAUCGAAUACUGGAUCGAAACUGCGCGCGAAUGUUUCAACAUUGGAAAUUUUAAUAGUUUGAUGGCGAUAAUAGCUGGUCUAAAUUUAGCGCCAAUAUCAAGACUUAAGAAGACGUGGUCGAAAGUGCAAUCAGCGAAAUUCUCCGUGUUGGAACAUCAAAUGGAUCCUACAUCGAAUUUUAAUAGCUAUCGUUCAACACUGAAGGCAGCCAUGUGGCGUUCGGAAGGCGCCACUGAAGAACGCGAGCGCAUAAUCAUUCCGUUUUUUAGUUUAUUUGUUAAGGAUUUAUACUUCUUAAAUGAAGGAUGCUCCAAUAGAUUGCCAAAUAAUCAUAUCAAUUUUGAAAAAUGCUCACAACUUGCGAAACAAGUAAUGGAAUUCAAUGAAUGGAAGAAAGUCAACUGUCCUUUUGAAAAGCUACCGAAUGUCAUAACAUUUCUGCAGACUAGUCCCGUGCUUAACGAGAAUACACUAUCAAUAGCAUCGUUCGAAUGUGAGCCACCUGAAAACACAGAGGAGAAAGGACGCUAUAAAACUGUGAAGGCCGAAACGAAGCAACAAUUGCUGCAGCAAUUGCAGGAACAGCAACAGCUAUAAAAACUACACUUUAGAUUUAAAAAUUUUUUUCUUGAAGAAAAAAACUUGCCAUUUUUUUUUUUUAUAACUUUAUAUAUAUUUUUAAGCAUUUAUUCAAUGAUUUUAAAGCGAAUAUUUUGUUUUAGCUUAUAAGAAAUUUUAUAAAUGGCUUUUAAAGCCAUAACAGUUCAAUUGGAUCAGAAAAAGAAAUGUUCAUAAAAAUAGUGGCUCCUUGGCGGAGCUUCAGUUAUCGUUGCCAGUAAUUGUACUUAAUGCAUUUAGUAAUAACUUAUUUUAAGCAACUUAUGUAAUCUCAUUAUUAACAGUAAUUUCAUUUAAUGUUAGCACUAAUCUAAGUUGGCUUCUUUAUAAUUUUAUUACGAAUAUUGCGAAUAAUGAACUCGUUUUCAUUUAAAACUUUUAUUUUUUAUUUUUAUACUCAAAACUUAUUUUUGUAUAUUUAUUAAUUGUAAUGUAUGUGUGUGCGUUUUAACAUAAGUUGACAGUAUUUAAAUUGAUAUUUAUACGUUAGAUAAAUUAAAUCUUAUAUACAAAACCUUAUAAUUAGCAUCUAACAUACUUUAAGCAACAACCAGAACAACAACAAAUAUUAACAAACACAAAUUUCUUGUGGUAGCUAUAAUGAUGCUUUU
Messenger RNA from Teleopsis dalmanni, 3065 nucleotides. Its product is annotated as ras-GEF domain-containing family member 1B. Gene Ontology annotation, cellular component: plasma membrane. Bases 430 to 2433 code for a protein of 667 amino acids. The transcript has 6 exons. Gene Ontology annotation, molecular function: guanyl-nucleotide exchange factor activity. Gene Ontology annotation, biological process: positive regulation of GTPase activity; Ras protein signal transduction. The record is from RefSeq and is a predicted model, not a curated record. NCBI's taxonomy places the organism in Eukaryota, Metazoa, Arthropoda, Insecta, Diptera, Diopsidae.